Messenger RNA from Petromyzon marinus (sea lamprey), 3089 nucleotides. RefSeq names its product katanin catalytic subunit A1 like 2 (gene KATNAL2). Gene Ontology annotation, molecular function: ATP binding; protein binding; ATP hydrolysis activity. NCBI's taxonomy places the organism in Eukaryota, Metazoa, Chordata, Hyperoartia, Petromyzontiformes, Petromyzontidae. The record is from RefSeq and is a predicted model, not a curated record.
CGCGCCACCCGCGCGGUCUGUUGCGGUGACGUCGUCGCGCAGGGUUGCCAUGGCAGCUGCGUCGUGCGUCGCUAACGGUGACGCGGUUGGAUGCUCUUGGUGGACGACACUUCUCUGUCAGUUCUACCUGAUAGAGCCCAUGUGAAAGGUUGACCCCUUGCGGAGCUUUGAGAGGCAGACCUGACGAGGCUCUGGACUCUGCAACCAUGGAGAUGUCAUACCAGGCCAUCAAGACUGCCAACCAAGUCAGGGAGGCUGAUGAGCUCAGGACAGAAGCUCGCCGAAAAAAUCUGCUGGUCCUCAUUUUGCAUUACUUGACGGACAGCGGAUACAUGAGCACCGCUGGCGCCUUGGAACAAGAAACGAACGCAAGCUUGCGGCGCUACGAAGUGUGCGACAACGUGGACCUGGAGACCAUCAUGAUGGAGUACGAGUCAUACUACUACGUGAAGUUCCAAAAGUAUCCCAAAAUAACCAAGAAGCUGGGAGAGAACACGGAAAACUGCAGAUUUCCUUUGAAAUCCGGAGGAAAGCUGAGAAGAACAGUGAGCAAUGCGUCGCAGCCCCUGCCGCGGAUCGGCAUGAGCCAACGCCCGCCAUCCCAGUAUGGAGCCAAGAAGGCAGCGCAAGUAAAGGAUGGUGCUCGGCAGGAGGCCACUGAACAGCCUACUCCUGCCGAAGCGGAUUUCGGGUUGAAUGUAGCGCCGAUCGGCAGGACGAUGGGAGGAAGCGCCCCUCCUCACAGGCGUGGUCAAAUCAUCGACUUUCGAAGCAUGAUCGGAGAUGCCAUCCGUGCAGCCUCGGGAGAUAUCACCACCAGCUCCACUGGAUUGUCUCCCGACCCUCCGGAUCGUCUGCUGAAGCCGCUCGGUGCGUUUGCGGGGAUGACAGGAGAAAUGAGGGAGCUGGCUUCCAUUAUCAGCAGAGAUAUUUAUCUGCAAAAUCCCAACGUUAGGUGGGAUGACAUCAUCGGCCUUGAUGCAGCCAAGCGUCUGGUAAAAGAAGCUGUUGUCUAUCCAAUUAAGUAUCCGCAGCUUUUCACCGGCAUUCUCUCACCAUGGAAAGGCCUCCUGCUAUAUGGGCCACCAGGCACCGGCAAGACAAUGCUGGCUAAAGCAGUGGCCACUGAGUGCAAGACGACCUUCUUCAACAUCUCCGCCUCCAGCAUAGUCAGCAAGUGGCGGGGAGACUCGGAGAAACUUGUCAAGGUGCUAUUCGAGCUGGCUCGGUACCAUGCGCCAUCUACGAUUUUCCUGGACGAGCUGGAGUCGGUCAUGGGGCAACGUGGUGCUGGCGGUGCUGGUGGCGAACACGAGGGCAGCCGUCGCAUGAAAACAGAGCUGCUCGUUCAGAUGGACGGCCUGGCACGCUCCGACGACCUUGUGUUUGUGUUGGCGGCAUCAAACCUGCCCUGGGAGCUGGACCACGCCAUGCUGCGGCGGCUGGAGAAGCGAAUCCUCGUGGACCUGCCCAGCGCGGCGGCCCGGCGUGCCAUGAUCUUGCACCACCUUCCACCCGUCAACUCCGGCACGGGGCUGGAGAUCCGCACGGAGCUGGACUAUGAGCAGCUGGCUCAGGCGACAGAGGGUUACUCGGGGUCGGACAUCCUGCUCGUGUGCAAGGAGGCGGCAAUGCGGCCCGUUCGCAAGAUCUUCGACGCGCUGGAAAGCCACCGGCCAGAGGAAGCCCUGCCGGCGCUGUGCCUGGACACGCUGCACACGGGCGACCUGCUGGACGUGCUGGCGCACACCAAGCCAUCCGCUCGGACCCUCUGCGCACGCUACACUGAGUGGCAGCGCGAGUACGAGUCCGUGUGAAACCUCCACGUCCGGGCCACCGCGACAUCACCCUCUAGUCUCGGCUCUGACCGACAGCGUCCUCUGCUGAAGAGAGAACACUUGCCAUUGGACGUAAGGGAAGAGGCCCUGGGACACGUUCCUCUGUGACCAGUGAUGGCUUUUCACCUGUAAAGCUAGCAAACAACCUGCUUUGGCUGUUAGUCCAGGUUUUUAGAAAAGCUGUACCGGUGUCCCGAAGCAUUGGUCAAAAAAAUCAGGAUUUAAUUCCAGUUUAACAUUUUCUGGCCGCGUGUUCAACUCGAGUUGUGGUCAAAGGAUGGGGCUACCCGAGUAGUUGACGGGCAUUGGCAGAGAGGUAGGUAUGAACUGUAGGCAGGACCAACGUCAGAAAGAAGCAAGCCACUCACCAUGUGAGAGCAGGGCUAGUAACUGAGUGGACGUGGCAAUGUUAAGAGUGGCCAGGGCUGACAGCGGUAGGAGCUAGGAGCUUACCAAGUGUCCUGGAUGAGCUUCCCAGAAAUGUGGUAGCUCUAACUCGCGUGUGUGUGUGAUGCGUGUGGGUGCGAGGCUGCCACCAAAGCUCACCGACGUGUGAAAUUUGCCGUGUUGCUAUGCUAUGCGAGACUCACUGCCUAGGUUUUGUUUGAAAAUAAUAAUGAAAAUAGUCGAGGCGACGCAGAAUAACGAGCACAAUUCGGCGUCAGUGCACCUUUGCUGUGGCAGAAGGGGCAAUGUGCUUUAUCGGUAGCGGUAAGGCGAAUGACUGGUAAGCGAUGAUGCACAAGCGAGCUUUUCUUACUACCUGCGUGUUGCUGCACUUUGUUCCAAUUCAUGUUCAUUGCCUUCCCUUCAGGGGUGAAACCCUAAUUAAGCUGUACGUGGUGCAUUGCAGACAUUACACUCAGUGGCCUAGCGCCGUUGGCAUGGGUCCUGGUGCAUGGAAUGAAAUGCUCCCCCCUUUAUAAUUUCCCUCCACUUUUUUAGUCCGGUGCCUGGGCCCCUCCGGUCCAUUGGCCCCUGUGCACUUGUACCGCCCACACACACGAUAGCUACGCUCACAAUCUCUCUCUCCAUCUCUCUUCCCGGAAUUAAAGCGCUACAAAAAAUAAAUCCAUAGUCAAAACUAUCUCAGUACCUCGUACAAUCCAGUACUGGAAUCCCUACAGUGAGGUAAAAAAGUAUUUGAUCCCCUGCUGAUUUUGUACGUUUGCCCACUGACAAAGAAAUGAUCAGUCUAUAAUUUUAAUGGUAGGUUUAUUUGAACAGUGAGAGACAGAAUAACAACAAAAA